Messenger RNA from Pyricularia pennisetigena, 1938 nucleotides. RefSeq lists its product as uncharacterized. Bases 1 to 1938 code for a protein of 645 amino acids. Gene Ontology annotation, molecular function: ATP-dependent polydeoxyribonucleotide 5'-hydroxyl-kinase activity; double-stranded DNA binding; polynucleotide 3'-phosphatase activity. The record is from RefSeq and is a predicted model, not a curated record. Gene Ontology annotation, biological process: DNA repair. The transcript has 8 exons. NCBI's taxonomy places the organism in Eukaryota, Fungi, Ascomycota, Sordariomycetes, Magnaporthales, Pyriculariaceae.
AUGAAUUGGUAUCACGUGAGCUCGCGUUGGAACCCCACCAACAAACGCGGACGAGGUUGUAUCAAUCAAUUCCCGGUAGCCACGCUGCGUGUGCGGAAGCUUCCAUCAUCAUGUUCGUCUUCAUUCCCUGAUUUUGAUAAUAUUAAUGCUGCGCAGAUUACUUUCCUUGCCACGGCCUAUCCGUCCCCUUUUGAGAAGCUUACAACUGGACUUACUUCACGAAACGGCCCUGGGACACGACCGAUCGAGGGCGUUGAUGAUGUCUUCACCGGAUGGAAAACGACUGCCACAGAAAACCCGGCUGUCAAGAUCCUGGGCUGGUCUGAGUACUCGAAAACUGACAACCCUGUUGCCUCAGAAACUGCCGUCGCCUCGUUCUUCACCCCAACUUCCCAAAAGCCCAAGGAACGGACAACCUGGAAUGAGCGCAUACCUCCAAAGGAUGGAAACGACAAAAAGGACGCCCGAGCCACCCUUUUAGUUGCGCAAUACAGCCCUGAAAACUAUGAGAUCGAGCCGCCAUCGAAAAGGAGAAAGGUUGCGGCAUUUGAUCUGGAUGGCACUAUCAUACGAACAGCGUCAGGCAAGAAGCAUGCCGACGGUCCUGGCGACUGGCAGUGGUGGGAUGCUUGCGUGCCUCUUAAACUCAGGAGCUUAUACCAUGAAGAAGGCUACCGCGUCGUGAUAUUCUCGAACCAAGGAGGCCUCACUCUCCACCCCGAUCCCAAGUCCAAAGGGCCAAAAAAUACCAAACGUACAGACCAUUUCAAAGUCAAGGUCAAUUCCAUCUUGUCAAAACUCGACAUACCGAUCACUCUCUACGCCGCGACGGCAAAUGACAUAUUUCGGAAGCCACGACCCGGCAUGUGGGAUGAGAUGCUCGACGACUACGACCUCCACGGGACUGGAGCCGCAGCAGAUAUGGAACACAGUUUCUUCGUAGGGGAUGCGGGUGGCCGCACAGCACAGCUGGUUUCCGCAAGCGCCGUGUCUGCUAAUGCGGCUAUCAAAAGUAAAGGCAAGAAUCGGGCGGGACCAGCAGCCUUACCCAAGGACUUUAGCUGCUCGGAUCGCAAUCUGGCGCACAAUAUAGGAAUAGACUUCAAGACUCCAGAGGAGUACUUUUUGGGAGAAGAACCGCGGGACUUUGUCCGCGAUUUCGACCUCGCCAGCCACCCAUUUGUAGAUCCCGACGGAGAGCCCAAGGCGCUUAUAGAGCGGAAGAACGAGAAGGACAUCAUCCUUUUCUGUGGGCCCCCGGGCGCUGGAAAGAGCACAUUCUACUGGAAAUACUUGAAGCCGCUUGGAUAUGGGAGGGUUAAUCAAGACACGCUGAAGACCAAAGAAAAAUGCUUGAGCGCCGCUGCCGAGAUGCUCAAGGACACAGUCUCGGUCGUCGUUGAUAACACAAACCCUGACCUGGAUACCAGGGCACAAUGGGUUGCUCUCGCUGCGAAACAUGGCGUUCCUAUACGCUGUGUGUGGUUCAAGACCCCGCUGUCAUUGGCUCAGCACAAUGACGCCGUCAGGUCCAUGAACGGCACGAUGAACCCGGAAUCACGAGCUGGACUUCCCGCUCUAGCUUUUAAUAGCUUCAAUUCAAGACUCAAGGAGCCAAAGGUCAGCGAGGGUUUCCAGGACAUAGUCGAGAUUGAGUUCACCUUCAGGGAUGGUUACGCAGCAGCAGUCAAAUGGGAGCGGGCACGGUAUGCAAAAACAAAAGCGACCCGGACAGCAGCCGCCGCGACCGUUGUCACCGCCUCUGAGGCCCACUUCAGCUUCAUCCCCACAGCUGCGAGUCAAGAUCUAAGGCGGGGCUUGUUACCCAUUGUCUCCAGCAGAACCGGCUGCUCUUUGACCAGUACAGCGGCCGAUGGUGUUUGCGGCAGCAUGUUGUUCUUUGCGUCAGUGGUUGGCGACAUUUUGCGCUUAUCUUGA